UUAUAAUUAAUUUCGAGAGACUAGUUAUUUUGACGUCAUAAUGUUCAACUGAGAUCUCAGUUGCAUGGUAUUUAAUAAAUUUAAAUGUCAUAAUUAUCAAAGCAUGAGUUGCUGCGAAGACAGUGAAAGAGAAAAGAUCGUAAUCGAGUCAAGGAACGUUUUGAACUUUUUGAUGGAAAGAAUAAGAAGAAGUGCCACUGAUAUUGACUCUGGAAUUGACAAUGAAUAUGACGAUAUAUCUAGGUGCUUGAAGAUAAGCAGUAACAAUUCAUCGAAACCUAUAUUGCAAAAGUACAGAUCCACCUUCUUAAAAAAGGCGAAAUCAAUCCAAAAAUCUCCCUCUCUUGCAUCACUAUAUUGGAAAAGAUGGCGAAGGAGAUUUGUUAAAAAAUCGAUUUUAUGUCUCAUGGGACAGAAACGCAAUAAAGAUGCAACGUUGUUUAAUUCUUGCAAAAGUUCAAAGAGGAAGUAUGUGAGACGGAAUCCGAACCGAAGAGUUGAAAAUCACGAUUACUCUCGGGAGCGUCGACGCACACAUCGUGCGUGCAGAGGAGGUCGGGGUAAACGAAAGAGAAAAUCUAAUGAAGUAACUGAUUUUCUGAAGAACUCAAAUCAGUGGGAUGCCGUUAGGGUUCUCAACGAGAAGUCGCGGCGGAAUAAAAUAGAUUUUAGUGCCAAAGGAAAGAAUACGAAAGAGAAAAUGGCCUUGGAAAGUUCCACAAGGAAACAGACAAACAGGAUAUCUAAAUACGAAAUAAAGUCCGAAUAUGGUCAAUGGGAUGAACAUGAAAAUAAGCGUACCAAAGACAACUCGAGUGCAAGACGAAAGUACGCAAAUCCCGAGGUGCCAAGUGAAUUUUCUAUCAAAAUGAAAUAUUCUGCUUUAACUAAGCUUGAGCAGGAGCGCCAUAGGACGGAUGUGAAUCAAAUGAAAAACAUUCGAUGUAAAAAAGAAAGUGUUAGAAACAGAAACCCAGAGGAAUUUGAAACAAAACGUCAGGGUGCAAACAGACAACAACUGACAAAAUCAAAUCCCACUGAUGCAAAUACGGAGAACGAAAGUUAUCUUCAUGAUAUAUUCGUUUCAACAGGAGCAAUAUUUGAUCCAAGUGUAACAGACAUUGACACAUCACCGGCAACCGUUUGCAGAAAUAUGGAAGAUCUCGACACAUUCAUACGGCGGAAAGUUGAUUUGCAGAAUUUCAUAAAAGACCACCAGCAGCAGAAGGCAUAUUUUAAAUGGAGCGCAGAAAAAUGUGCAGGAAUCGAAAGUAAAAAACGAUGGCGUCUACUGAGACUGCAGAAAAGGCUUCAAAAGAUUAAUGAAAAAAUUUGUUCAAUAGAUGUAGAGCUUUGCCAAGAGACUAUUUUAUCUAAUGUGCCAAAAAUAGUAACGUUAUGAAAAUUUA
Molecule: messenger RNA, 1409 nt
Organism: Styela clava
Lineage: Eukaryota; Metazoa; Chordata; Ascidiacea; Stolidobranchia; Styelidae
Source: RefSeq, a predicted model, not a curated record